This is a messenger RNA of Zonotrichia leucophrys gambelii, 1766 nucleotides long. RefSeq lists its product as uncharacterized. The record is from RefSeq and is a predicted model, not a curated record. Lineage: Eukaryota; Metazoa; Chordata; Aves; Passeriformes; Passerellidae. Gene Ontology annotation, cellular component: cytoplasm. Gene Ontology annotation, molecular function: protein serine/threonine kinase activity; ATP binding. Gene Ontology annotation, biological process: protein phosphorylation; intracellular signal transduction; regulation of MAPK cascade.
AAGGUGUCCUAGAGGCCAAAAAGCGGGAUGGCUGGCAGAGUGCUCAGGCUCUUCAGGGUGCUUCGGGGAAAGAAAAAGACAGGGCCUGCAGCCUCCCCAGCACAGCAGCCUGCAGAGCCGGAGAAGUUGCAGCCAGUGCAGGACGAUGCGGGCAAGGAUGGGACACUGGAGCCGGACCGCACUCACGGCUGCUUCCACAGACCAGCACAGUUACUGCGGAGGUUCCUGGGCCUUGGGCGCAGAAACACCAGCGCUGCAACAACCGAGGGCACGGCCGAGCUGCAGGCAGAGGCUGAUGUCACCUCAGCCUCCCAGGAGCGUGCAGCAGACUCUGUCAGGGCAGUGGCUGAGGGCAGGCCGGAGGCUGUCACGGCCCUGCAGGGUCUGCACUCGAACAAGCACGGUGCCAGAGCCCUGUCGGUUGUGUCCAGGCACCUGCCGAGCGAGUGCGGGGACAGGCUGCACCCAGAGCUCAGAGGCCUCGUGGAGCUCAGCAAGGAGCCCUCGCUGGUGCUUCUAGAGAGAGAGCAGGAGCAGACUGCUUCAACUGAGAUGCCAUGCCAGACUCAGGGAGAGCUGUUCCCAGCCCGAGAGCAGGAAGAGCAGCUCAGGCAGCAGGUGGAAGAGCCACAGGAGAAAGGCCAGAACAUCAAGGCAGAGCCACAAGCAGAGCUGCCUGAAGCUCAGAUUGACAUGGCAGUGAAGAGGGGGAAUGAAGACAUCCAAGAGGAGAAGAAUCUCCCUAUGCAGAGGGACAGUCAACAAAAACAGGUGAAUGAAAGAAUGGCAGCCACUCCACUCAUGAAAGAGAGUCCUUUCCGUUGUUGUUUACAGAACAUGGACAAACAGGUUCUGGCACAGCUGCUGGAAACUGAGGCUAGGAUCAAGGCAAGGAAGAAGAGGGCAGACUAAAAAUUUUAAAUCAUCAAAGAGAAAAUUAAUUGCCUCGUUCAGGAGCAAAAGGCUCUAGAAAAGCGAGUGGCCAUCAAGAAAAUAAAUCUUCAAGGACCGAGGAGGAUGGCGAGCGUUAAUGAAAUCCAAAUCAUGAAGAGGUACAGGAGUCCCAAUUUUGUGAAUUACUUAGACAGCUACCUUGUGGGUGAGGAACUCUGGCUGAUUAUGGAGUACAUGGAUGGAGGCACUCUGAGAGAUGUCAUCAAUGAGUGUGACAUCUUUGAAAGCCACAUUGCAGCCAUCAGCCGGGAGUGCCUGCAAGGACUGCAUUUUCUUCACUCUAACCAUGUGAUCCAUAGAGAUAUGAAGAGUGACAACAUCCUUCUCAGAACCGACGGUUCUGUCAAGCUGGGUGAUUUUGGCCUCUCUACUCAGCUCAGCCCUGAGCAGAGCAGACGGUGCUCGGUAGUCGGGACUCCUUGGUGGCUGGCGCCUGAAGUCAUCACAGGUCAACCAUAUGGUCCCAAAGUGGACAUAUGGUCAUUCGGAAUUGUGGCGAUUGAAAUGAGAGAACAAGAACCUCCCUACUGGAACCAAAGUCCCAUCACGGCUACACAACUGAUAGCCACAGUAGGGACCCCACGGCUGCGGCAGCCCAAGCGAUUCUCGCCUUGCCUGCGUGACUUCCUGAGCUGCUGCCUGCAGACAGACGAGGAGCAGCGCUGGUCUGCCAGGGAGCUCCUGCAGCAUCCAUUUAUAGAAUUUGCUGAGCCUGCGUCCAGCCUGGUGCCGCUGAUUGUUUCAGUGAAGAAGAGGAGGGAGACGAGAAUGUGACAAUUACAUCAGGACCAUUUACUCGUCAACCAGUUUAG